CCAUACAACCGGGGUACAUGCGAUACAGAAGCAGUCAGGACGAAAGAUCUUGCGUGACCACAACAUACCUGCCAUACCAUACGGUUUCGAAGGGCAACAAUUGCUGCCGGUGGUUGCCAUAGUUCGUCCGAACCAAGAAGGCCGYACAGYACCAUUCGCCACCCACCAUGGCGUUGCUGCCGCCUCGGUUUCUGUUUCCGUUUCCGYUUCGCCUUCCGUUCCGAUUCCUCCUUCCCGUGCUCGUGGCCACCCUCGCCUCCCACCCCUUCCUCCUCGCCGGGGGCUUUCUCCCSCUCUCGGUCUCCCUCUCCCUCCCUCGCGGCGGCGGCUGGAACCGCCGGGACCUCCUCGGUGCGGGCGCGGGCCUCCUGGUGAUGCCUCCCCCCGCGGAAGCCCGGGCGGGAGAAGACCCGCCGCAAGCGGUGGUCCGCUGGGGAAUCGUCGGCCUGGGCGACGUCRCCCRGGUCAAGUCGGGCCCGCCCUUUUGGAAGUGCRAGGGCAGCGAGCUGGUGGCCGUCGUCCGGCGGACCCCCGGCAAGGCCGCGGAGUUUGCAAAAGGGGUCCCCGUCGGACCCUCCGGGGUGCCCUGCGUGGGGUACGAGGACCUCGAUCGGUUCCUCGAGCACCCCGGCCUGGAGGCCGUCUACGUCUGCACGAGGCCCGGAACGCACGCUUCCGUCGCCAGGAGGGUGGCCGGGGCCGGCCUGGCCUGCUACGUCGAGAAGCCCGUCGGCCGGUGCGCYUCCGAGGCCUCGGAGCUCACCGAGCUCUUCCGGAGCAAAGGCCUGCCCCUGUACACGGCCUACAUCAGCCGGGCCUACGAGCGGACCCUGGCCGUCCGGAGGCUCCUGGGGGACGGCGUCCUCGGGGACAGGCUCGAGCGGGUGUCCUACGUCCUGAAGGGAACCGGCGGCGCCAGGGACCUGGACGCCGGCGGAAGCCUGCCCUGGAGGCUGGACGCGGCGCAGUCGGGGGGCGGGCUGAUCACGGACGUGGGGUGCCAUUUGAUCGACCGGAUCGAUGCCCUCUGCGGGCCCCUGGUGGGCGUGGAGGGAUCGGCGGAGCACGCGCCYKCGCCCGGGGACCGCUGGGGCGAAGGCGUGGCGUUCGCCGCCGUGGAAAACCGCUGCUCCGCCACCGCCACCAUCGGGGCCUCGGAGUGGGCCUCGAUGCCGAACGGCGGCUGCGCCGGCGCCAGCGUCGACCUGUCCUGGGACUUUGCGAUCGACGAUCCGGCCCGGGCCGUGGACGAGCUGCGCUUUUUCGGGUCGAACGGCAGGAGCCUGAAAAUGCAAGGGAUGAGCCCUUCCGGACCGAUCGAGGUGCUGGAMRSGGACGGCGCCACCGUUCUGGAAAYCCUGUCCUUUGCCGUGCCGGAGCACACCGGGCAGGGGCUCAUCCAGGCGGUGACCAACGACCUGAUCGACCGAAAGAACGGCGGGCCAAACAGGAGCCGCAGCGACCCCGAGCGGCAGGGCCUGCUGUCCUUUGGAGAGAACGCGGUCCGGGCGCAGCGGGUGAUCGACACGAUGCUGGAUUCUUACUACGGCGGAAGAGAGAUCGGGUACUGGGACCGAAUGGACUCUUGGCCGGGGCGUCCGGUACAGAAGCAACAGGAGUCGUAGCCACGGUUGCCACGGAGCUGUUUUUCCGUCCUCCAGCUAGGAACCAAAGGUUUCAAGCUCGUAGCCGCAUCGACCGGAAGCGAUUCCGAAAGGACCCGCCACUAGAGGAUACAGACACCGAUAGCUCACAAAAC
Pseudo-nitzschia multistriata is the source of this 1759-nucleotide messenger RNA. Lineage: Eukaryota; Bacillariophyta; Bacillariophyceae; Bacillariales; Bacillariaceae. The record is from the annotation of a GenBank genome assembly.